Messenger RNA from Emericellopsis cladophorae, 1158 nucleotides. RefSeq lists its product as uncharacterized. The transcript has 2 exons. NCBI's taxonomy places the organism in Eukaryota, Fungi, Ascomycota, Sordariomycetes, Hypocreales, Bionectriaceae. Bases 1 to 1158 code for a protein of 385 amino acids. The record is from RefSeq and is a predicted model, not a curated record.
AUGCUGCCACCGCCGGCACCCUCUCCGCCCUCGGCAUCCUCACCCGAUGAUUCCCAACUUCCGCAAGGGCAAUGUCGCUACAUUUUAACACAGACAGAUGUCAAGGGCCAUCGGUGUGCCUGUGUCACCUUCAGCCGCAGACUCUCCUUACCCGGUGCUACCUGCGACUGCGGCCAUCAGGCUUGCUUCCAUCUGCCCAGCGCGGGUGCUAGUUCCCCGGGGAGGCAAGAUGAUCUCACGGCAAUCACGACCAGAGUCCAGGCGCUGGAGCAGCAAGACGGUCUCCUUGAGCGCCUGAGCCAGAUGGAGGAGUCACUGGACAAGGCGCGUGAAGAGCUGCAGAACGAGAUCAAGGGUUCUUAUCGAAACAUAUCGGCCGCCUGGCAGCUUAUAGAGCAGCUCCAGCGCAGGCUCGUAAAUUUUGAAGAGGUGCAUCGUCUCCAUGGCGAGCAGUUGGACAGGGCCAGCCAAGAAAUCCAGGAUCUCCGCAACCGCAACUUGGAACUGUUAGAGACGGACGAAAUGUUGGAGGAGAGACUCGAGAAGCUCGAGGGGGCGGAAGGCAUGGACGCAUUACUUUCCCCAGAGCAGGAGGCGGUCGAUGUUGGGUGCACCACCAAUGCCAUCGCGCCGCUGCAAGGACGUCGGAUGGUAGCCGUAUCUGGCACGGACGAGGAGUCCUUCUCAACGUCCGUGAGCACGGCCUUUCGAGAAGUUCUGCAGGGUGCACCGUGGGAGCCCCUGCAGGUCCGAAUAUGCGAUGCCAGAGACUUGGAAGGGUUGCCUAUGCUUCGUCCUCUUAGUGCCAGUCUGAGCAAGGAGCCUCGAGAUUUUGAGUUCCUGCGUAGCCACUGCGCUGUCUGCGACAGCAAUGGACGCAUUCAGGCAAUGUACAUUGCACCGCGGGAACACAGCCUGUCGUGGCAGAGCAUCAGGAAGAUGCCGACUUAUGUCGAGGGCUUGGAGUGCAGUUGGGAGGGCGACAAACAACUGGACGGUCCCGUCGGAGGAGAGCACGCCAUCUGGACAGGUUCAGAUUCGUGCGCGCGGCUACCUGCGAAACGAAGCAGUGCCGAAAUUUCGAGUGGCCAUACGAUGGGCGAAAGCGAUGAGCUGCAGGCCAAGAAGAGAACGCGUGCAGCAUGCCCGGCCUGGUAG